Molecule: messenger RNA, 711 nt
Organism: Desarmillaria tabescens
Lineage: Eukaryota; Fungi; Basidiomycota; Agaricomycetes; Agaricales; Physalacriaceae
Exons: 7
Coding region: 1-711 (236 amino acids)
Source: RefSeq, a predicted model, not a curated record
AUGAUCUUCCCUCUUUCUCCACUACGCGACCUCGCCAAUCAAUCAUUACUGUCUUCGCCUUGUGACAAGUUACCGGUGAAGAAGCUUUGUAAGGAAUGUCGCAAUGCGAGGAAUGGAACAGGGGAACAUCGUUUGCGAAUAAGUCUUGAGGGCUCCGGAGGGAUUAUUGAUGAGCGGGGUCCUCGAAUGUUGACCGGAAACAACGCGUCGUCUUUCUGCUGGCAAGACAUCAACGCAAUGAAGGAGGAGCACGAGCAUGCAGGCGGCACGGUGGUCGUGGUCCUAGAAGUCUACGCGACCGAGAACGAGACCCUUGUAAUUUUCAAUCUCUUUGACUCCCGUUCGUUGCUCCUCCGCCCACGCGACACUCCAUUCCUGCAACUUGCCCUCUUCACGGUGAUCGAAGAAGACAUAGCACGUCAGCCUACCCGGCGGGCGUUCGGACUGUUCAUUGAAAAUAAUGAAGUGUGGUCGACGGGGACGGACGGAGAAGAAUUAACGAAGUGCCGCGGAAAGGUUGCUCAACGUUGGAUCUGCACCUACAUCGACGAGAUCAACAGCAGACGAUACACCCGGUUGCGGAACUCUUACCCGUUAGUCCUAGCUGGAAUUGCCUCUGGGGGGGUCAACAGGCUCGCAUUCGAUGCCAAUGUGGGAACGGCGAGGAAUAGGCAUCGUACUGGGCUAUACAGCCGGCGUUUGACGAGGUAA